AUGCUUGGUUCGUCGAUGGUUUCGACCGGGAUGACCCGUCGCAGUGCUGAUUCGGUUUUUGACGCCAAGGCUGCGAGUGCGUCGGCUUCGGAAUUCUCGGAACGGGGGAUCUUUGUCAACUCGAACGUCUUGAAUGCUUUGGCAAGUCUUUGCGUUUGUUUGAGAUACGUCCAUGCGAUCGUCUUUCGUGUCGUAGUCACCGCUGAAUUGUUUAGCGACGAGCUGAGAGUCGCAGAACGCACGAACGUGUUCUGCUCCGACUGCUUCGGCGAGACGAAGUCCGGCAAUAAUCGCUUCGUAUUCGGCUUCGUUGUUGGACGCUGGGAAACCGAGUUUGAUCGAUUGCUCGAGAAUCUCGCCUGUCGGGGAGACGAGGCGGAUGCCGACGCCUGCUCCUUGCCUGGAGGACGAUCCGUCGACAUGCAGUGUCCAUUUGAGGAUUUGCUCGUCCUCUUGAGUUGCGAGCUCUGGUGGGAUUUCUACGAUGAAGUCGGCUAG
Messenger RNA from Microthlaspi erraticum, 498 nucleotides. The record is from the annotation of a GenBank genome assembly. NCBI's taxonomy places the organism in Eukaryota, Viridiplantae, Streptophyta, Magnoliopsida, Brassicales, Brassicaceae.